AUGGCUUUGAGUGGUGCUGGCAGUUCUGUGGCGUUCGCCAUCGCUCCCACCGCAGGCGCCACAGGCCGCAUGGGCCUGCCUGCCCAGGCAGAGGCUAAGCCCGUACCAGGAAAGAUCUCGCAAAGCUCCCUUCCAGUCGCCUGCGCUGGGUUGAUGGUCCCGGUGCUGGGUGCCGUUCGUCGCGGGAAGAAAAAGUCGAAGACAGCUAUGAAAGAUGCGACUUAUGCCUUCCAGAGGGAUGCCUACGCAGACCUGGAGUUCACCAAUGACGUCGGCUACUUGCCGGACGGUACCCCGCUGAACAAAGCAGGAAAUGCCGUCAACCACCCGGAGACGAUCGGAGCGGACAGGCAUGUUGCUGGCUCCCCUCUACCCCGUGCCAAGUUCGUGAACUCCGUGGGCUAUUUGCCAGAUGGGACUGCAAUGAAUGCUGCUGGCAAUGCUAUUAAUCACCCGGAGGCGAUGCAGCCAGACCAGCACAUAGCCGGUUCGCCGUUGCCUCCUUCAACCUACCUCGCAGACAUUGGCUACCUGGCGGAUGGCACACCUCUUGCCGCGGCUGGCAACAACUCCGUCAAGGGCAUGGCUGCCACCCCGCCACCUGCAGCUGCAGCCACCGCCGCGCCACCUCGCAUGGCUUCAUCGGCACCCCCGCAGGCAUCAACCCCCAUGAGCCAGGGAAUCGCCAUGCACGGCCGCAAGUUCGAGUACAGUUUCCAGAAGGAUGCUUAUGCAGACCUCGAGUUUUGCAAUGAUGUGGGCUACCUUCCAGACGGCACGGCGCUGAAUCGUGCUGGGAAUGCCAUCAACCAUCCGGAGACCAUUGGACCGGACAGACAUGCUCCAGGAUCUCCGCUGCCCCGUGCCAACUUCGUGAACUCUGUCGGCUACCUCCCAGACGGUACGCCCCUCAAUCGCGCCGGUAACGCUAUCAAUCAUCCCGAGAGCAUUGGGCCGGACAUGCACGCGCCGGGCUCGCCAUUGCCGGCUUCAGUUUAUGCUGCCGAUGUUGGCUACCUUGUUGACGGCACACCAAUGGACCGUGCGGGCAACCUUUCUGUUUCAACAUGA
This is a messenger RNA of Symbiodinium necroappetens, 1071 nucleotides long. The record is from the annotation of a GenBank genome assembly. NCBI's taxonomy places the organism in Eukaryota, Dinophyceae, Suessiales, Symbiodiniaceae.